Molecule: messenger RNA, 554 nt
Organism: Leptosomus discolor (cuckoo roller)
Lineage: Eukaryota; Metazoa; Chordata; Aves; Leptosomiformes; Leptosomidae
Source: RefSeq, a predicted model, not a curated record
UGCGCGGCGCGGAUCCCGGAGGCCGGCGCGGUGCUCGACCUGCUGGAGAAGUGUCCUGAGCAGCAGCAGCAGAAGGGGGCUUUUCCUGUCGUAGUUCUUGAGGGGCUGGAUGCCACGGGCAAAACCACUGUAACUCAGUCUCUUAAGGACACCCUGAAUGGCAUUCUGCUAAGGUCCCCACCAGCUUGCAUCAGCCAGUGGAGGACAGUAUUUGAUGAUCAGCCAGCACCCAUUAAAAGAGCGUUUUAUGCUGCCGGGAACUACAUUCUUGCUUCAGAAAUCGCGAAAGCAUCCACUCAGGCACCUGUGAUCAUAGACAGAUACUGGCACAGCACAGCUGCCUACACAAUUGCCACUGAAAUAAAUGGACAAGUCAGGGGUCUUCCACCAGCUCACGAUGAGGUGUACCAGUGGCCUGAGGAUCUGCUUAAACCUGAUCUUGUUCUUCUCCUCACUGUUGACCCUGAGGAGCGAGUCCGGAGACUUCAGUGUCGGGGGCUGGCGAAAACGAAGGAGGAAGCUGAGCUGGAAGCUAACAGCUUGUUUCGCCAAAG